AUGUAUCAAAAUUUCAUUUUCAACACCAAAAUUUUUCAAAAGCCAUUCUAUUGUGCUGUUGCAUUCCUUUCAGCAAAACAUAGUGAAGUCCGGCACAAAGUUGGUGGCAUAGGCCCAUGCGUUAUUAGCGACUGGGUCAGCCAAAUGGUCAUACAGGUUCUCAAUUGGGCCCUUUCCAGUGACAAUGGCCUGCACAAAGAAGCCAAACAUGGAGAACAUAGCCAGCCUCCCAUUCUUGAGCUCCUUAACCUUCAACUCGGCAAAGGCCUCCGGGUCAUCAGCCAGGCCCAACGGGUCGAAAGCCCCACCAGGGUAGAUCUUGUCCAGGCCCUCUCCAAGUGGGCCUCCUCCGACUCUGUACCCUUCAACAAAGCCCAUGAGAACAACCUGGGUGGCCCAAAUAGCCAGGAUGCUCUGGGCAUGGAUCAGGUUCGGGUUGCCCAAAUAGUCGAGCCCGCCUUCUGA
Molecule: messenger RNA, 465 nt
Organism: Striga asiatica
Lineage: Eukaryota; Viridiplantae; Streptophyta; Magnoliopsida; Lamiales; Orobanchaceae
Source: the annotation of a GenBank genome assembly